UGCGUAAUAGUUGUGCGCAUGCGUACAGGGGUAGUUUUUAGCUGCAAUUCUGCAACGUAGCGUAACUUGCGUCCCACAUUGUUUUCGUCGAUAUUUAGACACAAAACAAGAAAAAAAGUAAUAUCGUCAUCUUGCAGCUUUCCUUACUCUAAAUUCUAUCAUGGCGUUAAAUGUCUGUUCACGGCUGUCGAGAAGUUUUGUCCGCGUUGUAGCGAGCAGAAGUGUCAUUCGACCACUGACGAGUUCAUGCUGGACACAUUUACGUUGCAUACAGCAUAUCCGCGUCAUUCGUUAUGAUGGUGCUUCUUCGUUACUAAAUUUCAGCACUUCUAGCCAGCCUUCAAUAGAUGUGUCAUAUGAGCAGCUGAAGAAACUGCUGGUGUCCCAAUCCGGAUUGGUUAUAGACGUCCGUGAGCCGUGGGAACUCAGAGAAUACGGGAGCAUACAGGGGUCUAUUAACGUUCCACUGGGACAGUUGAAUGGAGCUCUUCAGCUCAAACCUGAUGAAUUCAAGGAAAAAUACAGAGGGGAAAUGCCAUCACAAUCCCAAAAUAUAGUGUUCACCUGCCUAGCUGGUGUAAGAAGCAAAACUGCCCUGGAAACUGCAGUGUCAUUAGGAUACACCAAGGUUCAGCAUUUUCCAGGCGGAUGGCAAGAAUGGGCAGAACGUGAAUUAAUACAAACCAAAAAGUGAUUGUCCCAUUGUAGUCAUGUUAACAUUGUGAAAGAAGUUUGACUUGUACUGCAAUCUCCGAGUCAAAAUGUGCCACUAAGACUGUGUAAUUUACUGCUAUUGACUGGAAGUAAAGGAAAAGUGUGAUUACAUUAUAAACCAAGAUGCACUAUAGUAAAGUAUAUUGGGAUCAAUGCACAUUAUACUCUGAUAUUUCAUUUGACAUAUAGCCUACUGUAGUAUAGUUGGGAGGGGAAGUGCAGUGACCUGCAGUGUUUAUGGUACAAUUUCUGUUCUAAGGGCUGUCAGCUAUUUGCCUAAUAUGUAAACCUAAAUAUUUUGAGCAGGCAAUCCAAAUAUCAGGGCAAAAACAUUUAUCCAUUGAUUUUUGUUCAGUUUGCAUAUAAAGAGGAGUGUUGUAAUAUUGAAAGUUAAACUUUAAUGUUACAUUGUGUGUAUUGUGCUUAUUAAGUUUAAACAAACUCCUAACCUUAAGUAUUAAAAUUUAGGGUGUAACUCAUCCUUCAUUUGAAUAUCAUCAUAUACAGGAUAGAAUUGCCUGCAUUUUCUUCACCAAAUAUAAAAAUGUGAUGUAAACAUAAUUCAUGUAAUUUAGUGAGGUAAAACUACCAAGAAACACUUUAAUUGCUGGUUUAUGUGCAAUAUAGGCCUAUAUUUAUUUAGAAAGAAAUAACCCUUUUAUGCAGCAAGGCAGAUCAAAAAAUACAGUUAAUUCAUUCAGUAUGUUACAAAAGAUUUCUCGAAAUAAAUGCUGUUCUUUUGAGCUUUCUAUUCAUCAAAGAAUCUGGAAAACAUCGGAUCACGGUUUUAACAAAGAUAUUAAGCAGCACAACCAUUUUAACAAUAUUAAUAAAUGUUUUUUUGAGCAGCAAA
Molecule: messenger RNA, 1567 nt
Organism: Pimephales promelas (fathead minnow)
Lineage: Eukaryota; Metazoa; Chordata; Actinopteri; Cypriniformes; Leuciscidae
Gene: tstd3
Product: thiosulfate sulfurtransferase like domain containing 3
Molecular function (GO): thiosulfate-cyanide sulfurtransferase activity
Source: RefSeq, a predicted model, not a curated record